GCAGCUAAGCGCGUCUGCAGCUGGCGCUCACCGAGGCUGCAGGCGGCUGCAACUCCAAUUCUCAAUUUUUAUUCUCGUUCACCCUCCCGCGACUGACAAGGACAACUUCAUCUUGCGCCCACCACCACAACUUCCGUCACUGGCCGUCCAUUCACUCUUUUUAACGCGCAAAACCUGUACCGAUCUCCAGCAGAUAUGUCUGAUUACGAGGGUGACGAUGUCGAUGUCGGCGGCGGCGAGGAGUACUUUGAGGAGGAGGAGGAAAUCUACGACCCCGAGGUCAACGUCGAAGACGACGAGAACAACCCCAACGGCAACUUUGACGAGGACCAAGACAACGUCGUGCCCUCGGGCGACCCUGCCGCCGCCGCGAGCGCCGCGAAAGCGUCCGAGAAGUCGCUCCGAGACAAGAAGAUCCCCGACGAAGAGCGUACGACGACCCCCUACAUGACAAAGUACGAGCGCGCGCGCAUCUUGGGUACGCGGGCGUUGCAGAUCAGCAUGAGCGCGCCCGUCCUGGUCGACCUGGAGGGCGAGACGGACCCGCUGCAGAUUGCGAUUAAGGAGUUGCGGGAGAAGAAGAUUCCCUUGAUUGUGAGGCGAUACAUGCCGGAUGGCUACUAUGAGGACUGGACUUGCGAGGAGCUUUUGCAGUGAGGCCAUAUACCUCGCCCGAGGACAACGUGGACCAGCGCAUCGCUGCGAACGUGUCGCUUCGGAGUCUCCAGGACAAUUUCGUCAAUUACAGCGCGGCGUUUUACAUCAUUUUGAUAGGAAAAGAGGGGGUACGACUAAAGAUAGCACCAUAACUCAUCACGCAUUGCUUGCAUCACCGCAUUCAAGUGCGCUGUUGUACCCAGUGUACAGCUCCCCCUUGUGCUGUUCGCGCCAAGGAUCGAGGCGAUGGGAGGGCGUUGCCCAGACUCACAGAGCUAGUGUAAAGUGUAUACGUCGUACCAUGAUUAACCGAUGUUCGCGUUACGGCUAGUGCAAAUGCCAAGCAGAUGGG
This is a messenger RNA of Emericellopsis atlantica, 1009 nucleotides long. Its product is annotated as DNA-directed RNA polymerases I. Lineage: Eukaryota; Fungi; Ascomycota; Sordariomycetes; Hypocreales; Bionectriaceae. Gene Ontology annotation, molecular function: DNA-directed RNA polymerase activity; DNA binding. The coding region runs from base 196 to 657 and encodes 153 amino acids. Gene Ontology annotation, cellular component: RNA polymerase III complex; nucleus; RNA polymerase II, core complex. Gene Ontology annotation, biological process: DNA-templated transcription. The transcript is spliced from 3 exons. The record is from RefSeq and is a predicted model, not a curated record.